This is a messenger RNA of Manihot esculenta (cassava), 632 nucleotides long. Its product is annotated as multifunctional methyltransferase subunit TRM112 homolog A. The transcript has a single exon. Gene Ontology annotation, molecular function: protein heterodimerization activity. The record is from RefSeq and is a predicted model, not a curated record. Gene Ontology annotation, biological process: rRNA (guanine-N7)-methylation; tRNA methylation; peptidyl-glutamine methylation. Lineage: Eukaryota; Viridiplantae; Streptophyta; Magnoliopsida; Malpighiales; Euphorbiaceae. Bases 109 to 477 code for a protein of 122 amino acids.
UUGGAAGACUCCAUUUUCGUAUGUGAUAUUUUCAUCCAUCCAUUGGCAAAUCCACUUUGCGCUGUUCCUUCUGGCAAUUGCUCGCCGCUCUGAAAGAAAGAGAAAGAGAUGAGGCUCCUAACUCACAACAUGCUUUCCUCCAAUAUCAAGGGAGUCUCCAAUGGCUUCCCUCUGCGAAUCGAGGUAGAGAAAGUGAUAGAAAAAGAAGUUGACUGCAACCCUGAUUUUCUCAUAAACAUGUUCGCAAAGAUCGAGUGGAAGGCCCUCGUGGAUGCGGCAAGAACCAUGGGCUACGCUGAACUUCCAGAAGAGGCUGAAUCGUCGAUGCUUGAUUCGGAUGAGUUUUUGAGGAAGUUCCACCAUGCUCUUUUGGAGCUUCAUCUUGAAGAGGGAGCUCUGGUUUGUCCUGAGACGGGUCGUAAGUUCCCAGUGAAUAAAGGGAUUCCUAAUAUGCUGCUUCACGAAGAUGAGGUUUGAGUACUUUUUCUUUGAAGCUAUUAUGAGAUGUAGAUUAGGGUUUUGUAUUUGGGAAUGGGUUUGGGGUUUUAGAUACAGUGUUUUGACAAUUUUGAGUUAUGAAAUCAUGAAAUCGAACAUUGAGAGUAUAUGAAAAUUUCUUUUGGGAUGUUCAA